This is a messenger RNA of Rotaria sp. Silwood2, 276 nucleotides long. The record is from the annotation of a GenBank genome assembly. NCBI's taxonomy places the organism in Eukaryota, Metazoa, Rotifera, Eurotatoria, Philodinida, Philodinidae.
AUGCCCAUCGCAUUGGUCGCGCGUGAGCAGAAAAAACUUGUUGUCGAAGAACUUCCUUUGCCUAAAUAUGGAUCGAAAGAACUCCUAAUUAAAGUUACUCAUGUUGCACAGAAUCCAACAGAUUGGAAACAUGUUCACUUUGGUCUUGCCAAACCUGGAUCUAUUGUUGGUUGUGAUUUUAGUGGUAUAGUUGUCAAAGUAGGCAAAGAAGCUGUUGGUAUGUAUAUAAAUAUACUUUCUUAUUAUUAUCCAAAUAUUUCGUCGACAGACUUCUAG